GUGAAGUAUUCACCAUUAUUCCAUAGUAAAAAUGGAUAUGAAGAGCAAAAAAGCUCUCCGAUGAACAUCAACAUGAAUCAAGAUUCGACAACAAUUCAGAAGACUGAAGAAAUAAUCUAUCCCCAGAGGGAGAAAGAGAAGGAUGAUCUAUUGAAGGAAGCCUUUAAUGAUCAGAAUAAGAUGAAAUGAGAGCCUCAAUACCCAAAAACAUUUAACCUCCCAUCAAUUGUUAAUUCUAACAGAGAAAGUAUUGAUAAGGAUAUUCCAGUGAUUAGCAAUGCUCCAAGUCGGGGUCUAUCCCCUGAAAUUUCAAAGAGAAGGAUUGUGAAAGGACUUCACAAUUAUGAUAAUAAAGAGAAUGUUUGAAAUGAAAGUUCCAAGAGUAUUGAUUUAAAUCUAAAUCCAAUCACUUGAGAUAAAACUGGAGAGAACUCUAUCUACUCUGGACAAGACCAGAGCAUUCAGAUGGCUCCACCUAUUGAUGAUAUAGAACCAUUAGAGGGUACAUCUCUUUUUGAAUCAGUUUAUGAACUUGAAAAUGACUCUGAUAAGAUCAAAGAGCACAUGAAAGAUGAAAUGAAGCUAUUUAAUAUUAAUUAUGACAUCAAGAAUAAGGAAACUUUAGAGAUAUCUGAAUCAGACAAAGAGGUGAUCUAUAACCCAACAUUUGAAGAUAUCUUUGAAUAUGUGAAAUAUGUAGCAUUCCAAUCAAAAAUGGAAGCUGAAAUCCCAAUUAUUUCUCUAAUUUACAUCGACAAGCUGUUCAUCAAGUGAAAAGUCUUAAUGAAUGUUUAUAAUUGGAGGAGAAUUGUGCUCUGAACUCUCUGUAUUGGGUCAAAAAUAUGGGACGAUGAUUCAUUAGAAAACGUGCAUUUCCCAAAAGUGAUGUCAGACAUAACCCUGAAAGACAUCUCCAUGCUUGAGAAAGCUUUCCUAAACCUCAUCAACUAUGAUGUGAUAAUCAGGGGGAAGGAAUAUGCAAAUUAUUACUUCAAAAUGACUUCUCUAGGAGAAGAAAGCAAGAAGAACCCUCCAUGGAGGUUGAUGAACCCAACAAAUGUAAUGAAGAUAGAAAAUGAGAGUCAGAGAACCCAAGAGAAACUUAAGAAUAAAUACCAAUAA
Messenger RNA from Moneuplotes crassus, 1122 nucleotides. The record is from the annotation of a GenBank genome assembly. Lineage: Eukaryota; Ciliophora; Spirotrichea; Euplotida; Euplotidae.